UACAUGCACGCAAGAUGGCGAGCGAACAUGAUGGGCACUGUCAUGACGAUUGCAGCGAGCAUGAGCAAGAAGACGAUGGAUGGAUCGAAAUGGAGCGCGUUUACAAUGAAAAAUCGACCGAAGAGCAAAGCUUAAUUGAAUGGUUCACAAAGAAUGUUCAAGUGUAUUUAAAGUCGGAAAGGAGAACGACUGGUGGGAAAUAUGCAGUAUUGAGCUUUGGAUGUGGAAGCGGGGCAAAAGACCGAGCAGUACUUGCAGCAGUCUCUUCAAAGGUUUCUGAAGAAGAAAAAAUCCUUUACCACGCAGUUGAUCCGGAAGCCAGUCAAAUAGAGAGGUUCAAGGAAUCUGUUCACGCUUGCAACGGAAGCCUCGAGAAAGUCAGUUUCGAUUUCUAUGUGCAAACAUACGAGAACUACAUGGAAACUGUGUUUAAGAACGAGAACUCCUCUUCUAAGGCGAAUCUGAUUCUGUUCAUUGAUAGCUUGUGCCAUUUCUCUUCCACCAAUGAGGACGUUCUAGUACAUUGCUACAACAACGUUUUAGCAAAGAACGGUGCCAUACUAGUGACACUAUGGAACAAUCAAGAUUUCUGGUUCAAAAUACGAGAAACCUUCGGAAAGGACAGAGAAAGCAAACGUGAAGAAAAAGAAGGCAACGAUUACCUGACCAUUCAAGAAGUAGAAGAAGUUGUGAAAAAACGUGGUUGGGACUUUCAGCGGUUCUCACCCGAGUAUAGCCUCGACAUCACCGAAUGUUUUGAUCCAGCUUCUCAAACGGGUAAAUAUUUGUUCGACUGCCUAGCGUGCUUCUCGAAUGUCGCCGAUGAAGUCAAAUCUGAUCCUAAAAAGCUUUUUAAGUUCCUCAAAGAUUCCGAGUCGAUAAUUGGAGAUAAGCAUUUUCUCAAAGGAGAACAUGGUAUUCUUGUGAUAUAUAAACAAGAAUAAACUGGUCGUUUUAUGUGGGCAUGCACCACUGUUGACAAAAAAAUGUAACAUAUAUCAUACAGAUUUAUAACCAUGUAAAACUAAUUUUCCACUAUGUAGCUCCAAACGGUUCAAGGUCCGUGUCGUAAAGUCCGGUGCUAUUUUUGUAAUUCGAACUAUAUAAUUUUAUAGCUUUCAUUGAAUAAAAUAACGAAGAA
This is a messenger RNA of Dendronephthya gigantea, 1141 nucleotides long. RefSeq lists its product as uncharacterized. Bases 15 to 944 code for a protein of 309 amino acids. NCBI's taxonomy places the organism in Eukaryota, Metazoa, Cnidaria, Anthozoa, Malacalcyonacea, Nephtheidae. The record is from RefSeq and is a predicted model, not a curated record. The transcript has 2 exons.